Messenger RNA from Bactrocera dorsalis (oriental fruit fly), 2083 nucleotides. Its product is annotated as cytosolic carboxypeptidase 6. The record is from RefSeq and is a predicted model, not a curated record. Gene Ontology annotation, biological process: proteolysis. Bases 66 to 1979 code for a protein of 637 amino acids. The transcript has 5 exons. Gene Ontology annotation, molecular function: metallocarboxypeptidase activity; zinc ion binding. NCBI's taxonomy places the organism in Eukaryota, Metazoa, Arthropoda, Insecta, Diptera, Tephritidae.
AGCCACGCUGCUUAACGGUUGUUUUCUUGGUACACAGAGUAAAGUAACACAAUAAUUUUUCAAACAUGAUGUUCGGUAUGGCCUGCGAUCCUUUGAAGCAUACAAGCAUGUAUGAGCGCAUGAACGAGGACAGCGAGGACAGCGAUGGCGAAGGUGGUCUUGGUAAUGUCUCACGCGUGAUCAUACGCCCACCCGGACAGAGCGGCAAGGCCAAACGCGGGCACCUUUGUUUUGAUGCUGCUUUCGAGACGGGGAAUCUCGGCAAAGCUGAGCUGAUUGGCGAUUUCGAGUACGACUUGUUUUUACGGCCGGACACUUGUAAUCCUCGCUUUCGUUUCUGGUUCAAUUUCACUGUGGACAAUGUGAGACAAGAUCAGCGCGUUCUUUUCAAUAUCGUCAACAUAAGUAACCCGCGCAAUUUGUUCAAUUCUUCGCUGGUACCGCUGGUGAAGUCUUCCAGCCGGCCCAAAUGGCAACGCUUGCCAAAGAAGAAUGUUUUCUACUAUCGCUCGUUGUUGCAUCAGAAUCAUUAUGCGCUGAGUUUUGCAUUCUCUUUCGACAAGGAAGAUGACGUGUAUCAAUUUGCAGUUGCACCGCCUUACAGUUACUCGCGGCUUCAAUCGUAUUUGAAUGUGAUCGACGCACGACAGACGGAGCAACGAUUCGUACGCAGCGUGCUGACGAAGAGCCUGCAAAAGCGAAAUCUGGACCUGCUCACGAUUGAUCACGUCACCGCCAAAACAAAGGCGUCGCGCUUGGAUCGCGGAUUCAUACGCAUCAUAGUCAUUUUAUGUCGUGUACAUCCCGGAGAUGCGCCGGCCUCUUUUAUGUGCCAAGGAUUUAUUGAGUUUAUUACGAGCAAUCACCCGAUUGCCGUUGUGCUACGCGAUAAUUUUGUCUUUAAGAUAGUGCCGAUGGUAAAUCCGGACGGUGUCUUUUUGGGCAAUAACCGCUGCAAUUUGAUUGGACAGGAUUUGAAUCGCACAUGGCAUGUGGCCACUGAGUUUUCUCAUCCCACGCUGUAUGCCGUAAGGAAUAUGCUCAAGGAACUCGACAACUCUGACAUUUAUCAGAUUGACUUCGUGAUUGACCUGCAUGCGAAUCCCAGUCUGCAUGGCUGCUUUAUUUACGGCAACACAUACGAGGAUGUUUACCGCCAUGAGCGCCAUUUGGUGUUUCCACGUUUGUUCGCCGCCAACGCGCCGGACUACGUGGCCGAGAAUACAAUGUACAAUGCGGACGAGAAGAAAGUUGGUUGUGCGCGCCGUUAUUUCUGCGAACGGCUCAGUGAUACAGUGAACGCCUACACCGUCGAGGUGUCCAUGAGUGGUCACUACUUAAAAGAUGGAAAAACUGUUGCGCUCUACAACGAAGAUGGCUAUUACCGUUGUGGCCGCAAUUUGGCGCGAACCUUUCUUCACUACUACCGUUUCAUCAAUGUGUUGCCAACGCCCGUGGUAUCCGAGGCGCGUUUACGUCGACGCAAUCGCCCGCGCACGCAUCACUCACGUUCACGCUCGCGCACACGAUACGAAGUGAAACCACGACCGAAGACAACGCGCUGUUAUGCACCGAUUGCGUACACGAAUCUCUCAAUUCAUUACGACUCUGGUGGGGGCUCGUCCGACGAGGGCGGCUUCUCACCCACACGCCCCAUAGCGCCGGGUAGCAGUCUUUUCAGUGGCUACCGUAAUUACCGACGCAUGCACGGCAGUUCGGCGGUGACGCACGAUCAAUACGCACUGCUGGCGCUCAAGUCGACGAAACACGAUCACCUGGGCGACUUUGGCGGUGCUGGCAGAGCACAUGCGUAUCAGCCCGCGCGUGCGGCAACGGCUGAAAAGUCAGGCAAAUCGGUGACUUUCGAGCAGCCGCUGAAUGUGCCACCGAAGCCAUAUUUAUCCAUCAUUGAUCUCAAUCAGCUGACGCGCGGUAGUUUGGAUCGCAAGUCGGGCAGCUUUGAUGUCGACCAUCGUUGACGAAAACCGCAGGGAGGCGGCCGGUGUGCAUGUAGAUAGAAUAACAAAUUUUUCUCUCGAAAAAUUCUAGUUAAAUUUCAAUAUACGAUUUUUUAAUUAAUCCA